CCCGACCCCUCCCCCGAAAUCCAGUGGAAAAAAUGGCGGACUGGCGGUAACUCCUUGGCAACAACAACACGCUACAAAGCUAGCUCACGUCUACAAACACGGCAGCGAGCCGCGUCUUCUUUCAGGACGCGGCGUCGUCGCGGAGCCCGUAAAAGCAAACGUGAUCCUUUCAGACAGUUUACCGGGUGGCGGUUUGAACGCCGGAAGAAAAAGGCGCACUUUGGUUGAGAAGGGGCCCGUCCGGUUGCUGAUCAUGAACUUCUAACGGUGCACACCAUCAUAUACCGAGAUUGUUCCGUGUCAUUGGAACAUGAGGAAGCCUGUGCCACAGAAAGCUAUAGAGUGGAAAGAUGCAAGAAGGAUCAAGCACGCUCGGAGUGGACGGCCCUCUCGGGUGCCCUCCCUCUUCCAAGGCCAUUUCAGUUGGGAGAAGUACCUCAAAGAUACAGGCACCAGUGCGGCACCUGCUUCAUGCUUCCGUCAGAGCCUGACGCCGCCGAUCAAUGAGUUCAAAGCGGGUAUGAAGCUGGAGGCUCAGGACCCGCGCAACACCACCUCCACCUGCAUCGCCACUGUGGUGGGCCUGACGGGCUCGCGGCUCCGCCUGCGCCUCGAUGGCUCCGACAACAAGAAUGACUUCUGGCGCCUGGUGGACUCGUCCGAGAUCCAGCCCAUUGGCAAUUGCGAGAAGAGCGGCGGAAUGCUGCAGCCGCCACUUGGUUUCCGCCUCAACGCAUCCUCCUGGCCCUUGUUUCUUCUGAAGACACUCAAUGGUGCUGAGAUGGCCCCUCCACGGAUCUUUCACAAGCAGGAGCCCCCCGCUCCGGAGAAGAACGCCUUCCAAGUGGGCAUGAAGCUGGAGGCGGUGGACCGCAAGAACCCUCACUUCAUCUGCCCGGCCACAGUGGGCGCGCUGCGCGGAGUGGAGGUGGAGGUCACCUUUGACGGCUGGCGCGGUGCCUUCGACUACUACUGCCGCUACGACUCGCGCGACAUCUUCCCGGUGGGCUGGUGCGCCCGAACUGGGGACAACCUGCAGCCGCCCGGAACAAAAGCGGUGAUGCCAAAGACGCUAGGGCUGUUAACGGACGGCACCGUGGACAGCUCGGCCGUGCACGCGCCCCCUGCAGUAAGCAAAGCUGCUGGUCAAAGGGGCCGCAAACCCGGCCGCAGGAAAGCCAAGGGCUCCUGGAGUCAAAAAGCCUCGGCACUGCCAAGCAUCCGGACAGACAAAGGCCUGGAGCCUGUUAAGGUGCCCAAGAAACGCGGACCAAAACCAGGGCGGAAGUUGAGCUGGGUGAAGAAAGCCAGCUUCUCGCCGGACGCCACGGCUGGGCCCGGGCGGCCUAGGACGGGCCCGGGACGACCCCGUGGGAGGCUCUCAGUCAACUGGGCGCAGAGGUUAGCCCUGCCGCAGACGCAGGACGCGCCCGUCAAGAUUCCAAAGAAAAGAGGCCCAAAGCCUGGCAGCAAGAGAAAACCUCGCCUGGUAGCUAAUCCAGUCCCCACGUCGCCCACCAGCAGCACCCCGGAGCCCGACACCAGCACCGUGCCCCUCGACAACGCCACCAUCCCCAAAUUUGCACUACAGGCCCCUACAGUAUGCGUCUACCUAAACAAGUACAGCAAGGUUGGUCCCCAUUUGGAGCAGCGACGCAUCCGCCAGCUCCCCGACCACUUCGGUCCCGGCCAGGCGUCCUCGGUGCUUCAGCAGUGUGUCCAAGCCUGCGUUGACUCCGCCCACAACCAGGCCACCGUCUUUUCCUGCCUUAAGCCCGGCCAGGGCGGCAAGGUCAUUUCAGCCUUCUUUGAGAAGCAGCAGCACACACUGACGCUGCCCAUCGCCAGCAGCGUCACCUAUGUCCUCCGCUUCCUGGAGAAGCUCUGCCACAACCUACACUGUGACCCGCUUUUCGGCAGUCAGCCUGUGGCCGGAGAAAGUCCGCUCUUCACUACAGACAGGAAAGGUUUGGCAGAGUUGACCACGAAUCCCGGUCGAGGCACCAAGAGGCACCUGCAUGACUCGCACAAAACCCCCCUGGCCAAGAUCUCCCGGGCCGCUGCCAAUUGGCUGUCCGUGGAGAGCAGCGUCGCGGCGGCAAGAUUGGAGCACUUCAAGAUGAGGCCCCUCUCCCCCAGCUCGCAAAAGUUGGGGAGCCGUGUACAGUCGUCAGGACCGAGUUGUUUUGGGGAAAGCCCCAAGCCCGGCGGUCAGGACCCCAACGUGUGGAGCGUUGACGACGUCAUGCACUACAUCCGAGACAUCGACCCUGUGCUGGCGCCGCACGCUGACCUGUUCAGGAAACAUGAAAUCGAUGGCAAGGCGCUGCUGCUGCUGCGUAGCGACACCAUGAUGAAGUACAUGGGCCUGAAGCUGGGCCCCGCCCUCAAACUCACCUUUCACAUUGACAAGCUAAAACGAGCCUGAGCGCCCGAGGGGCCCCGACGUAUGCAGCUUUUCCUUCCUUCCUCCCUUCCUCCCUUCCUCCCUUCCUCCCUUCCUCCCUUCCUCCCUUCCUUCCUUCCUUCCUUCCUUCCUUCCUUCCUUCCUUCCUUCCUUCCAAAGGUCGCCACUGCCCUCCAGGAGCACUCUGCAUACGUGGGCCGCCAUUUUCGUCCGCCUCAUCCAAUGAGGACGGGACUUGAUUUCAUGUAGCACAACCCAACCCCAUGGCAGUAUGGUGGGUGUAUCUAGUUUCUGCUUUUUGUUUUCUUAUUCUGACGAUUACACUUCAAAUGGGCUUUUUUUUAAUUAAAUGGCCCGAUUGUACAUUUGACCUUUUGUACUUUGAAUAUGAUGUAAUUUGUUCUUGUGUUGAAGAAUUUGAAAUGAUCAAAAUACCAAAUCUGGCAUUCCUUGUCACAAAUGUCUUUCAUGAAGGCAACCACAACAUCAACGAAAGCCAGACGAAUUAGCAUUUUAUCUCUAAAUGAGAGACUGAUCCUUCAAAAUCUGUUGUUUGUUGAUAUGGAUGUUGUUUAAAUCGUCUCAACUUGGUUAUUUGUACUUUUUUUAAAAAAUGUUUUGAUACUAUACUAUUACUUCCUACAUGAAAAGGACUAUCACGUGUUAACAACACUGCUUAUAAAUAUAUGAUGCAACUUUGAA
Syngnathus typhle (broad-nosed pipefish) is the source of this 3109-nucleotide messenger RNA. RefSeq names its product polycomb protein SCMH1. Gene Ontology annotation, biological process: regulation of DNA-templated transcription. Lineage: Eukaryota; Metazoa; Chordata; Actinopteri; Syngnathiformes; Syngnathidae. The transcript has 17 exons. Bases 311 to 2428 code for a protein of 705 amino acids. The record is from RefSeq and is a predicted model, not a curated record. Gene Ontology annotation, molecular function: protein binding. Gene Ontology annotation, cellular component: nucleus.